This is a messenger RNA of Talaromyces amestolkiae, 2214 nucleotides long. RefSeq lists its product as uncharacterized. Gene Ontology annotation, biological process: ubiquinone biosynthetic process. Lineage: Eukaryota; Fungi; Ascomycota; Eurotiomycetes; Eurotiales; Trichocomaceae. The record is from RefSeq and is a predicted model, not a curated record. The transcript has 3 exons. Bases 1 to 2214 code for a protein of 737 amino acids. Gene Ontology annotation, molecular function: kinase activity. Gene Ontology annotation, cellular component: extrinsic component of mitochondrial inner membrane.
AUGUCGGGGAAGCGGAUGCUGGAUGCUAUCCAGCUCCUGAAUGUUGCCAAAAAUGUUGCAUACAAACAUCUUACUAUUCGGCAACAACAAUUAGAUGUCUAUACACGCACAUCCUCUUUGACGAAGGGUCUCAAGCAGCAGUAUGAAAACCUAGUGAUCACCGCUCAAGCGGCUUCUGCGUUGGCUCAACGCUUUGAUGAGAGAAAGCCAUCUGCUUCAUGGCCGGAUGACAGAGCUACAAGMCCCGCCAAUUCGGAUGUAAUCAUCAACACAUCUCAAAAGGUUGCCGAACAGGUCAAUCAAAGCCAAGCGCAUGAUGUCAAGGCCAUUAAACCAGAGACAAAAUUAUCAUCAGACGAAGCCAGAAAAUUACAACGACAAGCCGAGUUCCAGAUACCCACCAAACAAGCGGCUCCUGAGACGUCAUCAGCUUCAGAUCACCUCAUCACCAGCAAGGCUCAAGAUACAUUUUACAAUCCAUCUUUGAGUCCGAAGGUGGGCCUUUCUUCACUACCUCGGGUCAAGAUACCGCAGGAAGGAAGCGUUGUGCAAGAAAGCGACCCACAUGUCGCUUCAGGCCCUAUAAACUCUGAUGUGUUCUAUACUCCCAAUAAUGCAUCGGAGGAACCAUCGGAAGAGGCUCUACAGGCUGUAUUCCGUAGUCCGAGGGUUGCAGGUUUGCUGUUAUCAAAGAAGAAAAGAAAUCCAUAUAUCACCAACAGAGAAGAUCAGGUUGCGAAACAGGAGCCAGUUCAGAAGGAAGCCAUCGAUAAUGUAGUAGCGGAGCCAAAAGUCGAGAAAAUCGAGAAAGAAGAUGUUAUCUCUACUAUUGAGGCCCUACCAAAAGAUGUUCAGGACAUCGUCGCAGAGGCACCAAUAAUCAAAGAAACUCCCUAUCAAAUGUCAGAAUCGCGUGUGCCCUCUACACGCCUCGGCAGAAUUUGGCAAUACGGUGGCCUCGCUACAUCAAUGGCAUUUGGCGCUUUUGGUGAAAGUUUUCGAAGAGCCACCGGAUCUGGUGAUGCCAACGGAUCGAUCAUGUUUAGUGCUGGGAAUAUGGAACGCCUCGUCGCAAAGCUGUCCAAGAUGAGAGGUGCGGCUUUGAAAUUGGGUCAAAUGAUGAGCUUCCAAGAUUCCCGGAUGCUGCCGGAGCCUAUUGCCGCAGUCCUGCAACGAGUCCAAGACCGUGCUGAUUACAUGCCAGCUUCACAAAGAGAUAAAGUUCUCGUUGACAACCUAGGCCCCAACUGGCGAGACCUCUUCGAGUCCUUUGAAGAGAUCCCCAUGGCAGCGGCUUCAAUAGGCCAAGUGCACGGUGCAGUCCUGAAGGAAGGCAGACGACGCGUAGCCGUCAAAAUCCAAUAUCCCGGCGUCGCAGACUCGAUCGACUCUGACCUCAACAACCUCUCCAUUCUUCUUACAGCAACCCGCCUCUUACCCAAGGGUCUGUUUCUCGAUAAGACAAUUGCCAAUGCCCGCACUGAACUCGCCUGGGAAUGCGACUACGAACGCGAGGCCCGAUGCGCAGAAAGAUUCCGCAACCUCCUCAAAGAGGAUUCUUCUUCCUUCGUCGUCCCCGAAAUCAUCCACGAAGCAUCCGGUAAACAAGUCCUAACUAUGGAGCGCAUGGACGGUAUAGCCGUAACCAAAAUCAAGGAUUUCACCCAGGAACAACGCGACCGAAUCGGCACUGAGAUUCUGCGUUUGUGUCUUCGUGAAAUCGUCGAGUUCCGGUUUAUGCAGACUGACCCCAAUUGGACUAAUUUCCUCUAUAACGCUGAAACGAAUCGUCUUGAAUUACUCGAUUUCGGCGCUUCGCGCGAAUACCCCGCAGACUUUAUAGAGACGUACGUUGACACCCUCCUCGCCGCCGCACGCGAUGAUAGGGAAMCCUGCCGCACCCUCUCCCUCAAACUCGGCUAUCUCACGGGUUACGAAUCCCAAGCCAUGGUCGACGCACACAUAGACUCUAUCAUGACCCUGGCAGAACCAUACCGCGACUCUGCGCCAGAUAUCUACGAUUUCCGUGAUCAGACGAUCACAGACCGAGUGCGAUCCUUAAUUCCGACGAUGUUGAAAGAGAGGUUGGCGCCGCCGCCGGAGGAGACAUACAGUCUGCAUAGAAAGCUGAGUGGUGCGUUUUUGCUGUGUGCAAAGCUAGAGAGUAGGGUGCCGUGUAAGGAGAUGUUUAGGGAGGUUGUAGCCCGGAGAUGA